This is a messenger RNA of Punica granatum (pomegranate), 670 nucleotides long. NCBI's taxonomy places the organism in Eukaryota, Viridiplantae, Streptophyta, Magnoliopsida, Myrtales, Lythraceae. The record is from RefSeq and is a predicted model, not a curated record.
CUCGGUCGCUCCUCUCCCCAUCAGUACGCUUCGUCUUCAGCACUUCGUCUUCCACAGUCGAAUUCCUCUCUUUUCACCGAACCCUCUCUCUCCCGAAACUCUCCGAUGGCCCCGAAGACCGAGAAGAAGCCGGCCGAGAAGAAGCCAGCGGAGAAGGCCCCGGCCGAGAAGAAGCCCCGGGCUGAGAAGAAGCUCCCCAAGGAGGGCGGCGCGUCCUCCGCCGACAAGAAGAAGAAGCGGUCGAAGAAGAGCGUGGAGACCUACAAGAUCUACAUCUUCAAGGUCCUGAAGCAGGUCCACCCGGACAUUGGGAUCUCAAGCAAGGCCAUGGGGAUCAUGAACAGCUUCAUUAACGACAUCUUCGAGAAGCUCGCCCAGGAGGCAUCCCGCCUUGCCAGGUACAACAAGAAGCCCACCAUCACCUCCCGCGAGAUCCAGACCGCCGUCAGGCUCGUCCUCCCUGGCGAGCUCGCCAAGCACGCCGUGUCGGAGGGGACCAAGGCCGUCACCAAGUUCACCAGCUCUUAGGCUUUUUCAUUCUAGGGUUCCGUCUCCGAUACCGUGUAAUUGGAUUUAGAUGAUGAUCAUGCUUUCUAUUAGUUACUAAGAUAUGUAAUUGAUGGGUUUUAUUAGUGGCAUAUUUGGAAAUUCGCUCGGCAUUUUUGUCUAA